UUGUAGUUGCAACAAAGUAGACGGUGCCUGCUGCAAUUUCUUUAUAUCCUGCCACAUUGGCCACGGCCGGUGUAUACAACUUAAAAACCCUAGAUUCGGCCAUAAUAAUUUAGCACAAGAGAAGUUCUCUGAAAUCCGAUUCUCCUCUGAAAGCAACUGAAUCUCAGAUUUCAAGCGCUUGGACACAAUUGAGCUUUGGAAUCAUACAUUUUGAUUUGUAUGCGGGGAGUGGGAGAUUCCAGGGUGGAAUUGUGGUUUAUUUGUAAAUACUGAUUACUGAGAGAGCUCAUGAGCUUGGAGCUUGUGGAGCGCUGCUCAACUCAAGGAUUGCUCUUUCGGUUUGCUAUGGAGUCAUACAUAGGGAUAUGUUUUUGAAAGAGAGGGAAUUCAGGGUGGCAUUUUGGGUGUUUAUAUGUACUGGCAUGUUACAAACUCGGAAGAGCCUUACGUCUAAAACUUUUAGGCAGGAUGAGGAAACAUACUUUUAGAUCUAAUGUUUUAUAGCUUUGGAGCAUAUGAGCUUGGAGCAUGUGGAGCUCAAUUGGAGGGUUGCUCUUUCGUGAUUUUCCCCAUAGUUAACGAUGAGUAGUCGUAUUUCUCGUUCAAUCUAUGUGGGAAACCUUCCUGCAGAUAUCAAAGAACAUGAAAUUGAAGACUUGUUCCAUAAGUAUGGGCGUAUUCUCGAUGUUGAACUGAAGAUUCCGCCUCGCCCACCAUGCUAUUGUUUUGUUGAGUUUGAGAGUCCUCGACAGGCAGAAACAGCUAUCAGAGGCCGAGAUGGCUACAACUUUGAUGGGUGUCGAUUGAGAGUUGAGCUUGCUCAUGGUGGAAGAAGCCUAUCAUCUUCAAGUGAUCGUCGUUAUGGGUAUAACGAUCGGGGCAGUGGUGGUGGUGGUGGUGGUGGAGGAGGAGGAGGAGGAGGAGGAGGAGGAGGGCGACAUGGCACUUCUCGUCAUUCUGAGUAUCGGGUUAUUGUCCGGAGUCUUCCUGAUUCAGCUUCCUGGCAGGAUUUGAAAGACCAUAUGCGAAAAGCAGGUGAUGUGUGCUUUGCUGAGGUUUACAAUGAGCGUGAAGGAACAUACGGCCUGGUUGAUUAUACAAAUUAUGAGGAUAUGAAAUAUGCUAUUCGGAAACUUGAUGAUACAGAGUUCAAAAAUCCGUGGGCCAGGACUUAUAUCCGGGUGAGAGAAUACAAGCGACAUUUGUCAAGAAGCUAUAGCCGUAGCCGUAGCCGUAGCCGGAGCCGGAGCCGGAGUCGGAGCAGAAGUAGAAGCAGAAGCCCAAGGAGAAAGAGGAGCAGAUCGGAUGAUAAAUCUGUUUCCAGAUCGCCACCCCCACGCUCUACAUCUGCAUCGCCCGUCAAGCCAUUGCGUCCCAUAUCAAGGUCAAGGUCAAGGUCAAGAUCAAGGUCAAGGUCAGGGUCUAGACCCAGAUCAUUGUCGGCUUCUCCCCGUCAGGCAAAUGCAAACAGUGGGUGAUUUGCCCUUCGUGCUUGUCUAGCUCGAGUCAACUUCUUUGGGGGUAGGAUUUCUAGAGGUUUUGCCCUUCGUGCUUGUCUUGUCUGGGGCUGAGUCAUAAACUGAACCAUUAUUUGAAAUUUAAGUUACUGAAGUUGAGGUCAUUUCUGUCAAACUCGUUAAUUGUGUUGACAUUUUGUGUCUGAUUUUGGAGGACUAGGAAUGAUGGACCAAUUCUUACGCUUCUAGUUUGACUGGUUUGUAAUGAUUAUGCCCUGGUGUUUCUGUUUUGUUACUACGUAACCCCCCAUUAAUCUGCAUUAGGAACUUAUGAAACUAUGGUCUUCAACUUAUUAUAUGCAACGAGCUGCUUGUAAGCCUUAG
Messenger RNA from Cuscuta europaea, 1841 nucleotides. The record is from the annotation of a GenBank genome assembly. NCBI's taxonomy places the organism in Eukaryota, Viridiplantae, Streptophyta, Magnoliopsida, Solanales, Convolvulaceae.